AUGGCUGCUUCAAGAGCCUAUGCAGAUGGACUGAAACUUGCAGUAACUGUGGCUUUAGUAACUGUGGCUUUCGUUUCUUGUCUAACGUUUCUACCACCAAAAUCAGCAGCUCAAGGCUUGGUACUUUCAAGCAACGGGGAGAAUUUGCAGCAGCAAAGGAAGCAUAUGGUGUUGGGUUCAAAGCCUCCAGGUUGUGUAAACAAGUGCUUCAGUUGCAAGCCUUGCAUGGCUACUCUAGUAGUUCCUUCUCACCAAAAGGAUCCCACUUUUAAGGCAUUAUCUCAUGGAGAUGAUGAUGAUAGCGGUCGUUACUAUCUUCUCUCAUGGAAAUGCAGAUGUGGAAAUAAGCUCUUUCAACCAUGA
Molecule: messenger RNA, 363 nt
Organism: Hevea brasiliensis (rubber tree)
Lineage: Eukaryota; Viridiplantae; Streptophyta; Magnoliopsida; Malpighiales; Euphorbiaceae
Product: EPIDERMAL PATTERNING FACTOR-like protein 8
Exons: 2
Coding region: 1-363 (120 amino acids)
Biological process (GO): guard cell differentiation; stomatal complex development
Source: RefSeq, a predicted model, not a curated record